Molecule: messenger RNA, 516 nt
Organism: Eufriesea mexicana
Lineage: Eukaryota; Metazoa; Arthropoda; Insecta; Hymenoptera; Apidae
Product: zinc finger HIT domain-containing protein 3
Exons: 2
Coding region: 35-445 (136 amino acids)
Molecular function (GO): protein binding
Source: RefSeq, a predicted model, not a curated record
UGAAAAAGACAAUUAUUGGGAACGUUAAGUUAAAAUGGCAAAAAUUUGUAACGUAUGCGGAAAACCAGAGUGUUUAUAUAAAUGUCCUAUAUGUAGAGAACCGUAUUGUUCCAUAGGUUGUUAUAAAGAACAUAAAGAAAAUAAGUGUAAACCAUUGGAAGUUCAAGCAAACUUAGAAGAUGUUCAAAAUUCAACGGAUAGUGCCAAAUAUAAAUUUGCAACAGAGGAUACAGUUCCCAUUGAAAAACUGAAACAACUACGAUACAGCAAAGAAUUGAAAAACUGCUUACAGAAUUUACAUGUACGAGAUAUAAUGCGUGCUGUUUUAACUGAUAAGGACCCAACAAAAGCCAUUGCUUUAGCUAUGACUGAACCAAUUUUUGUGGAAAUGGCAGAUGCAUGUUUGAAUGUUGUCGAACCUCAAAUUAAUGAUGAAUCAUGUUAACGUAUGUAGAUCUAUAUCACAUUAGACUUAUUAGAAUCAUUAAAUUAAUAUAAUUAAAUUUAUUAUACAUG